AUGAAGAAGAAAGGGGAACAGAGAAAUAAGGGGUGGGCUAACUGGAACGAAGAAAAAAGGGGAGUGACAAGGGAUGUAACUGGAACGAAGAAAAACGAGGGGACGAAGAAAAAAGGGGCUAACUGGGGAAGCGAUCGCUUUAGUAUACCUGAUACACUUCAGAUCAGAGAAGCGCCAGAUGGUCCGCUUCGCAUCGCUUCUCGCUUUAAGCGAGGAAGCGGCUAUUUCCACAGCUCGAACCCGUGGCCUCCUGGUCACGUGGCAACAACCCCUUCCGAAUUCUUCUUUAGAAUGCACAAAUUAAUUGUUUCAGCUGUUACCUUUGGAGUUAUAUCUAAACUAACAGAUGAAAAAUCUACUCAUAUCCCAUAUCGAGAUUCAAAGCUUACACGUCUGUUGCAGUCAUCACUCAGUGGACAUGGUCUAGUUUCUCUCAUUUGCACGGUAACACCAGCCUCCAGCAACACAGAGGAGACGCACAACACCUUGAAAUUUGCACAUCGAACUAAGCAUGUGGAAAUAAAAGCAUCACAGAAUAAGAUUAUAGAUGAGAAGUCUCUCAUCAAAAAGUAUCAGAGAGAAAUAUCCUGUUUGAAACAAGAGCUUGAUCUUCUGAAGCGUGGCAUUAUGGAAAAUCAGAAAGUGGGACCCAGUCAAGAUGAUCUGGUUAAUCUGAAGCUCCAGUUAGAGGCUGGGCAGGUGAAGUUACAAUCACGAUUGGAAGAGGAGGAACAAGCGAAAGCAGCAUUGAUGGGAAGGAUUCAAAGAUUAACUAAACUAAUCUUAGUUUCUACAAAAAGUACAAUGCAACCUGAUAUCCAUGAAAAGCCUGGCCAUAGACGCAGACAUUCUUUCGGAGAAGAUGAGCUGGCUUACUUACCGGAUAGAAAACGAGAAUACUUGAUAGAUGAGGAUGCUGGAAGCAUCGAGUCCGAACUAUCAGCCGAUGGAAGAGAGGGUGUCACAAACCUUGAUGAAUUGGUCAAAGAUUUUAGAAGAAACAGAAGGAGAGGGAUGCUUGGCUGGUUCAAGUUAAAAAAGCCCGAAAAUCUGAUUGGAUCAUCACCAAGUGCUGAUUAUGAAAGCUCUGCAAGUGGUUCACCUGCAUCCUCGUUGAAGUCAUUGCAAAGUAGAGUUACAUUCAGUGAUAUGAAGGAAGGGCGGAGAAGAUCUGUUAAUAAGCGAGGGGAUGAUGCUCCAGCAGUAGACUUUGUCCCAGAUAGAACCCAAGCAGGUGAUUUGUUCAGUGCAGCUACUGGAGGUCGACUUCCACCUACUGGGACCACUGUAACUGAUCAAAUGGAUCUUCUUCACGAGCAAGUGAAGAUGCUAGCUGGUGAGGUUGCAUUAUGUGUUAGUUCUCUUAAACGACUAUCAGAUCAAUCAGUUAAGAAUCCUGAGGACUUGCAGCUUCAGGAGCAAAUGCGAAACUUAAAGGAUGAAAUCAGAGAAAAAAAAAUUCAGAUGCGUCGCCUGGAGCAACGCAUGGUUGGAUCAGUAGAAAUGACACCGCAGGGUUCACUCAAUAUUGAGAUUUCUCAGGCAUUGUCCAAGCUAGCUGCUCAGCUAAAUGAAAAGACCUUCGAGCUGGAGAUUAAAUCUGCAGACAACAGAGUACUGCAAGAGCAACUAAACAUGAAGAUGUCCGAGAAUUCUGAGAUGCAAGAAACUAUCCUUCUGCUGAGGCAACAACUUGAUUCCUUAUUAUCAGAAAAAAGUUCUACGUGCCAGCAACAGGAUGCAGAUUAUGACGCUGCCACACUAGCAGUGUAUUCGGAUGAAUAUACAGAAGCUAAACUCGAAAGGGAGGCUGGGGUUUGUUCAUAUGAAGAAAGAACUCCGAAUGAAAGUACUCAAACUAGUAUUAUGAGAUCAAAUGAAAGACUUGUGCACGAAGUCCCCGAUGAAUGCAGUAUUGAUGCAUUCUUGAACUCUCAGCUUCUUUCACAGGCUGCUGAGAUAGAGUCCCUGAAACAAGAGAACGAGCAAAUUGUCGAGGAGAAGGAAGGGUUAGAAAUUCACCAUCAAAAGCUAGCUGAGGAAGCUUCUUAUGCAAAAGAGCUGGCAGCAGCAGCAGCAGUUGAGCUCCGAAACUUAGCUGAAGAGGUAACAAAGCUCUCUUACCUCAAUGCCAAACUCGCUGCUGAAAAAGAUGCCCCUUGCAAAAAUAACUGCUGUAGGAGAUCUGCUUCAUUUGAUAUGAAGCAAGAUGGUGAUGGUGGAGGUCGACCUGAUGCACAUGUUAGGAAGACAGAAGAUUUUUUAUCGGUGGAUGAGUUGGAGCAAGAGCUGAAUGCACGACACCAAAGAGAGGCUUCUUUGGUUGCUGCAUUGUAUGAGAGAGAUAAAAUAGAAAGUGAACUACGAAAACAACUUGAUGAAGCAAAGAGGCGAGAAGAGGAUUUGGAGAAUGAGCUUGCCAAUAUGUGGAUACUUGUAGCAAAGAUGAGGAAAUCUGGUCCUGUUCCUGAGACUGUCUCAUUUGAGGGGUCUGAUGUGUCUAAUAUCUUGGAAGCAAAAUUAAGAAAUGACAUUUCCUUGUCCACUGGUCAUUUGGAGAAAACAUUUAAUAAUAGUGAAGCAUUUGAAAACAUUCCUGCUGCGGAUGCAUUGGAACAAUUGAAGCAUCGUUACCAUAAGGAAAGGAAAAGGUGCAAGGAACUAGAUGAUUUAGUUUCAAGAUUAAAGGGUGGCGAUUUGGGUGGCUUGGAUAUUAAUGCACUCGAAGAGCUGCAAAGCCUUCACGUUGAGGCCAUUACCAAGAUUUGUCGUGCAAAGGCGGUGGCUGAAAGAUUGAUAUGCAACCAAAUAGAGGAACCAAACCAAUGGAAGAGCAGCAACGGGAUUUGGGAAGAGCAGUAAUGGAAGCAAAGCGAACAACGACUUUUCAUGGAGUAAAGCAGCGGUUGCACCUGCAAUAGAGAGGGAAAUGUUUGGGAAGGAGAAAUUGAACAUUUGAGAGAAAUAGUGGUUAAAGUGCUUAAUCGAUGUUCUGUAGCGUUUUGCUUGGAGCUCCUUGACCCCCGGACAUCUAAGGUAUAAGCCAAGUGUCAACUGGUCAACUCAUUGUUAUUGCCAAAACUUCAUACAACCAGCAAUCACAAUGGGGGACCAAAGUGUAUAGUUAACUGAAAGACGCAAAACCAGGAGAGGAUUCGUUGACUAGUGUAGGUCAUAGGGAACAUUUCAGUAAAACAUUUGUACUCCCAAUGAUUGACCAAUUAUAUUUGUUACUCUACAACAUGUACAGAAAAUGGCUCGAAGCCCACAUUAGCUUCUCACA
Molecule: messenger RNA, 3283 nt
Organism: Nicotiana attenuata
Lineage: Eukaryota; Viridiplantae; Streptophyta; Magnoliopsida; Solanales; Solanaceae
Product: kinesin-like protein KIN-7E, chloroplastic
Exons: 19
Coding region: 1-2862 (953 amino acids)
Biological process (GO): microtubule-based movement
Molecular function (GO): microtubule motor activity; ATP binding; microtubule binding
Source: RefSeq, a predicted model, not a curated record